Molecule: messenger RNA, 1299 nt
Organism: Aphanomyces invadans
Lineage: Eukaryota; Oomycota; Saprolegniomycetes; Saprolegniales; Verrucalvaceae
Exons: 1
Coding region: 15-1232 (405 amino acids)
Biological process (GO): cellulose catabolic process
Molecular function (GO): hydrolase activity, hydrolyzing O-glycosyl compounds
Source: RefSeq, a predicted model, not a curated record
CCACGGCAGAGGUGAUGAUGCGUGGCCUUUUCCGAGGCGCCGCCGUCGCGGCAGCGAUGGUGAUGUCCGUGACGGCACAGCUGACGGACUUCCCUCUGUGUCGAGGCAAUCCCGUGUCUUCGUACAGUGCGGCAGUGAAUGAGUACCCGGAACUCAAGAACGCGAUUGAAAAGGUCAGCCAGCACCAAAUUGUGACGUGGUGGACAGACAACAACCCGGACUACGACAAAGAGAUGCAAAAACUCCUCAACAACUGCAACGCUUCGACGGUGCCCACGAUCGUGGUGUACGGCCUCCCCAACAAGGAUUGCAAGGCCGGGUUCUCGAACGUGGGUGCGAACAAAGACUCGGACAUGUACGUGAGUUUUGUCAAAGAGCUUGUGUCGUUGGUCGGGACCCGACCGGUCAAUUAUAUCCUGGAGCCGGACGCUGUUGGUCUUGCUAUCGAUACCGAGUGCGGGAAAACGGCCGGGUACCUCGACAACAUGAUGACAGUGAUCCCGAUGUUGACCGAGGACAAUGUGAACGCGAGUCUGUACAUUGAUGUGGGGUACUGGGCGUUCAAAACGGAAGAAAUGUCGGCGGAAGUUGUGCAGGCUAUCAAGCAGCUCGCAUCCAAAGGCGGCACAGUUCGCGGUAUUGCCUUGGGCACGUCCAACUACCGCAAGACGUCCGAAAUGAGCGACUUGUGCGCCAAGUUCGUCAAGGCGUCCAAGAAGGACUACAAAUGUGUGAUCGACACGUCGCGCAACUACCUCGGUCCGAAAGAAGGCACAGGCGAAUGGUGCAACAGUCAAUAUGCCGCAAUCGGGGUGCCCCCCACGUCGAAGACUGAGAACGAUUUGAUCGAUUACUUCCUUUGGAUAAAGACCCCCGGUGAAAGCGACGGACCUUGUAACACCCCCGAUAUCUCGAAGGACGCCCUCAAGCAUGGCCCACCUGCCGGCAAGUUUUUCGAGAAAGCUUUCAGCUUGAUGUGGGACCGCGGGUACUUCGUGGACAAGAAGCUCGGUGACAAAAUUGGCCGGUAUUCGUUGGAAGUGGAACAAAUCCAAGAAGGUGGAGGCAUCAGCUACGUUGCGCUCAUCGUCAUUGUCGCGAUUUGUAUCGUCCUUGUCGUCGGCAUUGUCUUCUUUAAGCGUCGCCACGACGCCAAGCAAGGUCGCGCCCGUGCCAACCACCGCCAAGUGGACGCCGAAGCAGCGGUGCGCAAGCCAUACUUGUCUCUUUAAGUAAACUUAAUUGCACAAACAUAUAUUUUCGGUGCGAAGGUAUAUUAGCACUGCGUGAAUUGUUCGA